Messenger RNA from Cyanistes caeruleus (blue tit), 389 nucleotides. The record is from RefSeq and is a predicted model, not a curated record. Lineage: Eukaryota; Metazoa; Chordata; Aves; Passeriformes; Paridae.
UUUGGGGCCGACAUCGACCUGAGCAAACUCACCUGGAGCUCACCGAGGACGAGGUGGAGAGGGUGAUCACCAUCAUGCAGAACCCCCGGCAGUACAAAAUUCCUGAUUGGUUCCUCAACAGGCAGAAGGACGUCAAGGAUGGAAAAUAUUCCCAGGUUUUGGCCAACGGCCUGGACAACAAACUCCGCGAGGACCUGGAGCGCCUCAAGAAGAUCCGAGCCCACCGCGGCCUGCGCCACUUUUGGGGGUUGAGGGUGAGGGGUCAGCACACCAAGACCACCGGGCGCCGCGGGAGGACAGUGGGAGUGUCCAAGAAAAAAUGAGGAGAAAAAGGGGAAAAUCGGGAAAAACGGGAAUUUUUGGGAAUAAAAGAGGAGUUUUUGUGGAGC